CGUCAUCAUCAAUAACUCAACAUGACCACCGUCGGUAUCGCCGGAAUCACCGGCAAAUUCGCCCGUCUUCUCGUCUCUCAUCUCCUCAAGGACUCUUCCGUCUCCAUCCGCGGUUAUUGUCGUGAUCCUACCAAACUCCCUGAAACCAUCACCUCUUCUUCCCAAGUCACCGUCAUCAAGGGCGAUGCAUUUGACACCGAAUCCAUCCACUCCUUCGUCCAGGGCUGUGAUGUUGUCGUGUGCUGCUAUCUGGGUGAUGAUCGUCUCAUGGUAGACGGUCAGAAGAUGCUCAUCGAUGCGUGCGAGGAAAUCAAUGUCCCUCGGUAUAUCGCCAGUGACUGGGCACUCGACUACACCAAACUUCAGCUCGGUCAGCUCUUCCCCAAAGAUCCAAUGAUUCAUGUGAAAUCGUACCUUGAGGGUAAGAAGGUGCAGGGUGUGCAUAUCCUCAUUGGUGGAUUCAUGGAGCCUGUCGUUAGUCCGUUCUUCAACAUCAUUGAUACGAAGAGUAACACCUUUCGUUACUGGGGAGAGGGAAAUGAGUUGAUGGAGGGAACGACAUACGAUGAUGCUGCCGCAUUUACGGCUGCAGUUGCGAAGGAUGCGACUGCUGUUGGGGUUAUUCGCUUCCUUGGUGGUCGCUCUACAAUCCAUGAAAUAGCUACUUCGUUUGCAAAGGUCUACGGCAUCAAACCUACCAUGGAAAGACUCGGCUCUCUGGAUGACUUGUACAAGCACAUGCACCAACUGAGAGAGCAGAGUCCUGAGAAUAUCUACGCUUACAUGUCUUUGUUCUUCUACUACUACUGGAUCAAUGGACAGACAUUUGUUGGACCUGAAGUGGAAAAUGCGAGAUAUCCUGAGAUUAAGACGGUGGACUGGGAAGGCUUCCUGGCUCGCUGGCCGUUGGAGCAGUUGCCAACUGCUUUCUUUGCCUUGAAUGCAAACUGAUGUUUCUUUAUACUUUACAGAUCUAGCAGAUAGAAAAUCCGAC
Aspergillus wentii DTO 134E9 is the source of this 994-nucleotide messenger RNA. RefSeq names its product NmrA-like family protein. The record is from RefSeq and is a predicted model, not a curated record. The transcript has 3 exons. The coding region runs from base 22 to 951 and encodes 309 amino acids. NCBI's taxonomy places the organism in Eukaryota, Fungi, Ascomycota, Eurotiomycetes, Eurotiales, Aspergillaceae.